Messenger RNA from Epinephelus fuscoguttatus (brown-marbled grouper), 6981 nucleotides. RefSeq names its product myocardin. The record is from RefSeq and is a predicted model, not a curated record. Bases 415 to 2895 code for a protein of 826 amino acids. Gene Ontology annotation, biological process: smooth muscle cell differentiation. The transcript has 16 exons. Lineage: Eukaryota; Metazoa; Chordata; Actinopteri; Perciformes; Serranidae.
AGAGGGGGCAGAGAGAGCGAGGCAGAGGUAGAGAGGGAGAGCUUCUAUCGCAAGGGGACGAAGACACCACUGAUCCUUUCACUCUUUGCAUUUCACCUUUAGGGAAAAGACAAAAAAGAGAAGUGUGGAAAAGGGACGAAAGGGAAAAAAAGGAUAUGAAAAGAACAUGAAAGAAAGAAAUCGUCAUUAAACGCACUACGAAGUUCUCUCUUUCCCUCUCUUCCUCCAUCUCGCACCUCUCUCAAUUUAAUCUUAAAUCCACUCCAAUUUCCCCCGAGGGACUCAAUUCUCUCUCUUCCUCGAGAGACAGACGGAGAGGGGGUCCAUUCCUCCUGGUAGAGUGACACCAGGAAUUUCCUCUCUCUCCCUCUACUCCCCCCCCCCCCACACACCUCCAGACCCCCCCUCUCCACCAUGACACUACUGGCCUCCGAGAGGUCGCUUCUCAUCCGGAACAAGUUCCGCUCAGUCCUGCAGCUGAGGAUUCAGAACCGAAGGCAGAGUGAAAUCAAUGCAGACUCUGGGUUGAAAUCUACUUGUCCCCCUCAGAAAGCAGAGAAAGACCAGAGUGAAGCUCUGCGUCUAACUGAAGACAGCGCCGCUCAGAAGUUGCCCCCUAGUGGUCUGAACACUGAAACUGCACAAGAGAGGACUGUGUGCGGGGCCCAGAGGCAGAAGAAGGCUCGCCAUGCUCAGGACCUCUCUGAGAGGAUCAAACAUCCGCCCGGGCCUGUGGAGCAACAGCACGAACACACACUGCCCCUGGAGAACCGCCCUGCCUCUUUCCCUCUGUCCGCUGAUGUCUUCGAAGAUGACAUCUCCUCCUGCGCCUCCUCCUCGCCCACUGAGCAACAUGGCGUUCACCAAUCACCCACCUUUUCUACACUGCCAGGGCUCUCAGGUGACCAACUGCUGAGUGACUUCUCAGGUGUGGCCCUGCCUCUUAACCACAGCGCCGGUCACGCUCAGUCUGGUUUGGCGUUGCUCCCGGCAACCGAGGGCAUCAGACAACCUAUGAGUGUAACACUGAGUGAAUCAAACACCAUGGCAACAACUGGGAGACCAAGUGGGCUGUAUCUGACGUCUCAGACCACACCCCUGCUGCCAAAGACAGCUCGGCCUCCCAGCCCCACCUGCACCUCCUCCCUGGCCCCCUCCCUCAACUUCAACCAUCUCCCCCGCCCACGGAAACCGCGGGACACCAAACCCAAAAUGAGGAAACUCAAAUAUCACCAGUACAUUCCUCCAGACCAGAGAGGAGGGUCUGGGACUGGAGGAGGAGCCAAACAGAAGAACCCUCCUUCUACCCAGUCUUUAGACCCAGCCUACUCCCAUCUCCUGAAGCAGCAGCAGGUCAUCCUCCAGCUGCAAAUCCUACAGAACCAGCAGCAACAACAGCAGCAGCAACAGCUACAACCACAGCAACAGCUCACUGUGGAGCCCAGUGAAGAUCACAAUGGUCUUGUGAAGUCCUCUGGAGCCCUGCCCCUGAAUCCCCAACCUGUUCCCGCCACAACAAACCACACCCCUACAGACACAAACCCUACGUCCAAGCCUGAGCUUCUCCCUGCAAAUCUCGUUGAUCUAACAGUGUCAGAGUUGCGGCAGCAGCUGCGUAAGCGCGGCCUCCCCGUCUCCGGCACCAAACCUGCUCUGUUGCAGCGUCUCCGACCCUUCCAGCUUCCCCAUGCUUGCCUCACCCCUGCUCCUCUGUGCCAGCUGGGUACCAGCCUGGAGCCCCUCACCUCCUGUCCCCAACUGCCACCGAGCCAGAGCCCCGGCUCAAGCUCCAGCUCUGGACACGACUCCCCCAGCAGCAGCCCAAACCAACAGAUGUACAUCGCGGACAGCAGAGUUCCUAAUGGGAUUCUCAGUGACGCCCAAAAUGGAAUUCUGAACAAUGUGCCUAACGGUUUCUCAAAUGCUGUGUCAGUCAGUUUGGCAGGCGAACAGUGUCUUUCCAACACCGUCUUCCUGGCUCCUGCCAGCACUGCCUCAGGAACUCCAAGUCCCAGUCUACCCAUGUCGUCCUCCUCGCCCCUGCAGUGUGGGACUCCCUGGAGAACUGAGAGCGAGCAGCAGCAACAACAGCAGCAGGAGCUGAGUGUGGAGCUGGAGAUGAGGGAGAGGUUACGGAGCAGGCCCAGGGACCGCUCCACUAACACAGGCAACGAGUCUUGUGGAGGAUCCCUUCAUCCGUUCCUGCAACAGGAUCCUGGAUGCUCCAGAGGGAAGCCAGACACAGACACACAGGCAGAGGUGUUGUUUACACAGGUGUUUUGCUGCCAACCGUGUGAUGUGAUUGGCCAGGAUUUUGAGCUGCCAGUGCAGAUUACAGCAAGUCCAGCUCAGACCUUGCCUGGCAUUCGUAGCUUGGAGGAAGAACUACAGGAGGCGAUUCAGAAAGCACAGAUGGACCCUCGGCAGUCCAUAGAUGACAUUCUGGAUGAGCCUGUGACUUGUGUUGGCUCUGUCAGUGUCUGUGAUCAUAAAUCCCCUGCCCAAUCAGUCCCUGUCCCUUCGUCGCCUCCCCCUCCUCCUCAAGCCGAUCAGUCCCAGGCCUCCCAGCAGCAAAAGGACGACAGCUUCCUGCCCUCACCUCUUUGCUCCUCUCUUUUGCUUGAGCUCCCUCCAUCUCCCGCUGUAAUAAACCCCAGCCAGGUGAUCCCAGCUCCUCCCCCACCCCCGAUCUGUACCUCCCCUCUGCCAUCCAAUGGGAAGUCACGGAAACGGCGGGCUCCGUCAUCAUUUGACGCUGCUGACUGGCUUGAAACGCUCACAUCUGGCCUCCGCCCUCUUACUCCGCCAACUGCUCCUUUUGUUGAAUCUGACUUCAGCCUGGAUUCAGAUCUGAAUGUCAGUCGGGUGUUGGAUCUAAUGAUAGAGCAGUGGUGAGGAUUUGUGCGCGCGUAUCAGUUUGUAUGUACAGUAGGAGAGCGCUUUAUGUUUCUGAUGGUAAUGAAUGGGGCAAACAUGCAUCCCACCAAGGGCACAAGAUUGUGAAUAGCGGCCUCCAUCCCUCCAUCUGUCCAUCCAUCAUUGAAAGGCUGUCAGAGUCACUGGCUCCACGCAAUGUCGAGAGCUGGAUUCAUUGCAGCGAACAGAUUAAACAUGGCUUUGAUGGGGCAACGAGAGCACAAACACAUGCACACACAUAGACACUGCAGAGUGCUGUUUAAAAGCACUUGGGCUCGGCCAGAAAUGGCAAACAAGCAACACAUCUGUGGAUUGACACACUCCACAGCACAAUGUUUGCAGUGCAAAACAAAAGAAAACCUGGUGGCAUAUUAAUUUAAACAUGCUUCCUGGCUGUGCUGGGAGAAUGUUGUUUCUGACUUAUCUCCAAAACCCGUUGUCAUAUUGGGUUGAGUGUGGCCCCUGGUGUUGACUCAGUCAUUGAGUCCUAGCCAUUCAUAAAGCCCAUUUAGAGUGUGUAAAAGCCAGACAGAGCACGCAGCUUGUGUGUGGCUCCAGACCUUAACCCCAGUGCCAGACACACAGUCGGCAUGCAGAGGGAGAAAGCUGGCAGAAGCUGCAAACAAGCAGUGUGUGUGCGUGCAAGUGUGUGCAGAAAGCUUGUGUGUGAAGUAUGUGUGCGUUCAAUAUGUCCGACUGUGUGUGACUGAGCACACAAGGCUGCUUCUGUUUGUAUGUGUCAACACCCAACUGCUUCCAUGUAUAUUUAAUAGCAUUAAAGCCAAAUGCACUUGUAGUUAUUUGUUUGCUUACAAUUAAGUGUCCCUCUGUGUGUGUGUGUGUGUGUGUGUGUGUGUGUGGUAUGAUUGAACUGUGUGAGGAUAUAUGUGAAAGACGCAGAAAAAGAAAUAGCUGUGGAUUUCUGUGUCCACAUUUUAAGACCAGACAUUUCAUUGUAGGCUCAUUGCCAGCGGGCAGUAACUCCAGUGUAGUUAUCCAGUGUAAUCAUCAGAACAGCCACAUUACCUUGUUCAAGUCAGCAUUCUCCAGGAGAGCAAUCAGGCAACCACCCCAAAAAUAGUCCCCAUACAAAUGCUCCAAUCAGACAACUGAGAGUUUCCUCAUCGCUUUGCAAAAACAGGUGGUCAUUUUGUUCCCUGAUUAACCCCCAACAGCGUCUGGCCCGCUGCACGGUGCUUACCCUGCUACUUGCAAAGCCAGAUUUAGCACAAUUUACAGCCCUACCCCAAGGCCACACCUGUUCACUUAGUGUAAAUGAGUUCCACACAUGUAUUAUUUGACAUUGUUAAAUCUUUGCUGUACAUUUUAAAAAUACAAAACGACCAUUAAUGUUGAAGGAGCAGUCUGUAGGAUUCAUAGGAUUUAUUGGCAUCUAGCAGCCAGGAUUGCAAAACUGCAACCAGCUGAAACUCUCGCAUGAAGUGUGAACUCUCGCUACAUAUUGCUUCAGUGUUCAUUGUUCAGCAACAGCAGAGGUCUCUUCCUCUUUAAAAUAAACGGACCAGGUGAUUUAAACUGGUAAAAACAGCAAAUAAAGCCAGUUCUUGUUUAAAAGAUUAGUGCUUUUCCAAUGCUGCUCUUUGCAGAAUGGCUGCUAACUGUGGUGGCUGAUGCGAAAAACACAUUUGGCCCCAUCUAGUGUUUGGUUUGUCUGUUCUAGGCUACUGUAGAGACAUUGCGGUGAAACAUGGCAAUCCCUGUAGAUAAGAGUAGGUAUAGCUGCAGCUGGAGCAGCUACGUGAGCUGCCCUCUAGCUACAUGACUCGCCCACCAUACCUACACCUCAGUCCAUUAACCUCCUUUGCUCCUUGGCACAGAAACAUAGGUCCUUGUGAAAUUGCUAAGAUGGGGAUUAGCUAGCUGUGAAGUAUUGAGUUAAAAGAGAGCUGGGUAACAUUAGUGUAAGGGGAAUGGGAAGGCUACAUCUCCUUACCUAUGCUAAUGCUACCUAAGCAAUUAGCUAACAUUAGCUAUGAAGUAUUAUGUUAAAAGAGAGGAAGUAAAGAGUAGGAUUUGGGUAAUGGGAAGGCUACAUCUCAUUACCUAUGCUAAUGCUACCUAAGCUACAAGCUAAUGUUAGCUGUGAAGUAUUACACUAAAAGAGAGGUGGGUAACAUUAGGGUAAGGGUAAGGGCAUCUCAUUACCUAUGCUAGUGCUACUAAAGCAAUUGGCUAAUGUUAGCUAUGAAGUAUUGCACUAAAAGAGAGGUGGGUGGGUAACAUUGGGCUAAGGGUAAUGGGAAGGUUACAUCUCAUUACUUAGGCUAAUGCUACCUAAGUGAUUAGCUAACGUUAGCUAUUAAGUAUUAAGUUAAAAGAGAGGAGGCUAAGGGUAGGAUAUGGGUUACAUCUCUUUACUUAUAAAGUAAAUCACCUUUUCGUGUAUUAUGAAUUAAAAAGUAGAUUAUUGUUACAUUUGGUCUCAUUUAUUCGCUACAGUGUAGCACUGUAGCAUGGUUCAAAUAGCCGUUGCGUUGGUAGGUUUGUCUUUUACUCGUGGUAGGUGUGGUAUGUAGGGGCGUGUUGUGUAGCUACAAACAGAAUGUGUCAGCUAUACAUGUCUCAAACAAGGACCUGCUCCCUAUUUAGAUAUUAACCGCUCAUUCUAAGGCAACAAAAACACAUUUCCUAUUUUCCGGUGAUUAUACACUAAAGAAACCAUGCUUAUUAUGUUGUUUUCCAUGUCUGCCAAUAUAUCCCCCUCAAUCCUACACACUGGACCUUCAAGAGAACAUGCACUGUAGAAUUAGCAUAUAAUAAUAUGUUUGGAGAAUUAUGUAACAUGACCAGAGGUGAGCUUGUCAGCUGAAGCUGAUACAGUAAACUGCUGCACAUUUUCUUGACAUUGACAGAGCUCUUGUUUUUAUAUUCUACAUGAUUUGCCGGUCAUGCAGAAAUGGGCACAUUAUUUGUUUGCAUAAUACACUUUUAGUGAGUUAUGUCGGUUCUCAACCCCACUUAACAUAAUGACAUUAAUGAAAAAAAAAUCUGACAGAGGUUGUGUGCCAUUAACCUCUGCUGUAUUUGAUAAAUGUAAUUAAGAUACAAGAUCUCAUCUACAUGAAGUUAUAUCGUGCCCUUAAUUGGCUGCAUGUCCCAUCAAUCACUUUGAAGAGCUCUGAUUGGCUCAUUUAUAUCUGGAUCAUUUUUAUAAUGUGAUUACCAACUGGACGUCCUGUAAGACCACUUUAUUUUUUUGGGGGGGGGAAACUGUUUUGUCUCCUUCUCAGUCUUCUAAGUAUUAUGUUGAAAUAAAGGUUAAGUGCUGAGUGCAAUAUGAUUUGUGUAAAGGGCACAUAAAGUGGCAGAUCUGAGGUCAUUAUGUCAUGUUUUUUGUAUGCAAAUGUUUCAGUGUUGCUGCCAGCCAGUUCCUUGUUCUGAUGAUAAACUGGUGUCUUACUAAGCAAGACAGCCUUGGUGAAUUAUUAGAAGAAGAUAUCUGUGCGUAGGCAAACCUUCAACACUCAGCCUUUAUGUUGAAGCAAUUCUUGUACAGCUUUCACUACAGAGACUAUGAAAAAUGCAGUUAAAUGUGGAUGGAUGGCUAUGAUAAUCAUAGCAAUCAAUAAACAUUGCCUGCUGCAUAAAUAAAAAAAAAGAAAAGAAAAUUGAUUGGCAGGAGAGUAAGAUGCUACCUCCUGUGACUUCCAUUGCUUUAGGGCCGACACCAGUGUUUUCCUUGUUUCUUAUUUAAUUUCCGAACACUGGUGCAGAGUUUGCUGGAACACCCCCGAGACAGUUUCACAGGCCUGGCUGGACCCCAGGUUAAAUACUUCUGUUUUAAACUGGGUCUAAGACCUUCCUGAUCUAGAUUUGAAGUUGGUCAGGACAGAUGCCAGCUGGAAACACUUGGGUGUUUCAGGUAAACGAGACUCUGUUGGCCACUUUUGCUGCUAUAAAUGCCUUAUUGUGAAAAUGUUAGAGAAAUUAAACUGUGUUUGCUUUUAUUUAUUAUGUAACUUAUUCAUGCAAAAGAUAUCAACCACUGUCCAAAAAUGUAUUUAAAACAUUAUAAAAAUUAAAGUCUUAAUAGAUUUUCUAUUU